AUGUUUGCGGAACAAAAUAAAAAGCGAGAUGCGCUAUCCCAUCCGAUUACCGCGAAAGCCGUGAAAAUUUAUGUGAUCUUUGCUCUGUUGCUCUUACUAAACCAUGACCUCAGAAAAGAAUGCGCAGGUUGGACAAGCUCGAGAGGCCUUUCAAAUGAUGUAUCAGAUUUCACAACUCCUUUGUACAGGCUUAGAUGCCGAAGCUCUUUCAAUUUGCAUCAGACUUUGUGA
Molecule: messenger RNA, 231 nt
Organism: Arctia plantaginis
Lineage: Eukaryota; Metazoa; Arthropoda; Insecta; Lepidoptera; Erebidae
Source: the annotation of a GenBank genome assembly